Messenger RNA from Symbiodinium sp. CCMP2456, 2382 nucleotides. Lineage: Eukaryota; Dinophyceae; Suessiales; Symbiodiniaceae. The record is from the annotation of a GenBank genome assembly.
AUGAAUGACUACAUCACCCGUAAGACUGAGGCCUACAUGCGUGCUAGCCAAGCCUUGAAGCGAGUGCAACCCCACUACGAACAAGACCGACAACCACCUGCAAGACCUGAUCACCAACGUCGAGCUAGCAGUGACUACAGCAGCUGGGGAUGGCCAAGGCAGUGGACUCCCGCGACGCAGGAGGAUGGUGAGGCACCAGAAGCAGAUGCACCAGAUGGAGGCGACACCGAGGCUUCCACCCGUGACGCUACCAAUGCCGACGAAGAGGACCAGUGGCGCUACUGGCGACCCUAUGGAGGAUUGACAGCCCGGAACACCUGGGAAGGAUGGUCAUGGGGCUACGAGUGGCCUCGGUCGUGGGACAACCACGACUGGAGCAGUGGCUACGAGAGCUCCCGCGCAUCUACAACCAGCAGCUCAGCCUCAACGGAGCUGCUUCCCCAGUUUAUCCAAGGGUGGUACCUCCUCGCGGAUGCGAACUUGGAUGCCGGCGAGCGCAACAUCGUCAUGACGGCGUUGGGCGGGAACUUCGAGCCUCAGCGAGUGGCACAGGAACUCCGGAAUCAGUUUUCGGAAUCUGAUGUGAAAAAGCGGGACAGCCAACGGCGAUACCAGAGCUACAUCGGAGAGUACCUGGAGAAUGACGAGGAUGACACCGAGAUCUACGAGACCGGGAACCACGACUACGGUGCGGAGGGCCUGUCUGAUGAAGGACAUGCCUUGGUAGUGGAUGCUGAGGAGGCUGCCCAGGAGGCCAUGUCGGCGAUGGUCAAUGCAAGGCGGACCUUACGAGAAGCACGACAACGACAGCAUGCCGCGAAACAGAACCGGAAGUACUACCAAGGCAAUGGAAACAGUGGCCGUGGAUCCUCGUCCUCUACUACAACACCGCCGAAGCCACGGGAUGACUCAGGCAUAGAGUGCCUCCGUUGCGGCCAGCGUGGACAUCGUGUGGCCAACUGCCCACACAAGCCUUUGAGUGAGCAAAAGGGACAAGCACAUCUUACCGAAGAGAACCCACGGGAGCCGCAACAGGCACCCUUCGUGUGCUACACCGACGUCCAUGCCGGUUUUGCCACAGACCACGACGAGCACUACGCCAUGACCGCCGCGCCCGAGGAUGAUGGAUUGACAACAGCCGAGGCUGUUCGCCAAGGAAUGGCCGUCAUCGAUGGCGGGGCAGUGAUGCGACAGAACAGAGCAAAGUAUGGCCAUAGCGGUCUACGGGGCGUGGACUACAAAGACCCCCCCGUGUUUUCCUUCGGCAACUCCACGGAGAACCGGUGCCUGAGCACGGCACGGUUGAUCACCGCCAACGGCACAGCAGGAGAGAUGAGGAUUCAUACGUUGGAAGACGGGGAGAGCCCCAUCCUCAUGAGCAUCGAGACCCUACGGCGAGUGGGGGCCAUCAUCGACUUCGUGAGCGACCUGGCCGUGUUCAGAAACUUAGACCCUGGUCGUAUCGUGAGGCUUGCCUUUGGCAAGUCGGGGCACCAACUUUUGCCUUUGUCAGAAGAUCUGUUGGGCAAUUCAGUUCCAGCCCAGCAGUCUGUGCCGAGCUUGGUCAACAUGGACAAGAUGACCUGCCCUCAGAUGGUACUCAGCCUUCGAGCCUACGGCGAGGAGCCACCAAAAGGGUGGAAGAAGGUCCAGCUCCUCCAGCGUUUGAAGGAGUUGGAAGAGCAAGGCGAGAUCGCCGCACCGACUACGGCGAAGACGAAAACACCCUUGGAGUUGGCGGUGGCCGACUUGAACCGAGCGGGGGCCAAGAAGAGCUACCUCCAGAAGUAUGUGAUGGAGGAGUGCGGCAUCAAGAUCAACGGGAACGAGACGAUGCACAUCCUCACCCAGCGCGCCAUGUCACACCUACUGGCCACCGUGGAACCGGUGGGAGAGGAACCAAUGGGUUUCGGCAAGUACGCGAACCAGUCCUUCCAGACGGUAGCGAACAACGAUCCCCAGUAUUGCUCGUGGGCUCUGACUACAGCAGCCGAGGGCCAGUGUUCCCAGUACCUGACAAGGUUUGCCACCUGGAUGAAGAUGGAAAAGGAGAAGAAGAAGGUGGCACCCAAGGCCAGAGCCAAGGUGGACCUCAGCCAGAUGAUGACAAAGAACAAGAUGGGCGGCUACACCACGACCGGCACGGAGGACCCCAAGCCCGGCACGAUGAAGAAAGAGGUCAGCAUGGCAACGCCGACCGAGGGAAGAUCCCCAAGGACUUCAGGGGCGGCAGCCUCCCAGGCGACCAUCGAGCAGCUCGCCAUGGCGGUGCAGACUUUGGCCAACGAGGUGAAGACGCUGAAGGAGGAGAAGGGCGAGAAACCUCGGAAGAUCCAUGCGAAACCGGACCAGGACAUGAACUACGAGGAGGACGGGCUAUGA